AUGUCUGAUAUUGAAGACUACGCUUACUCUCCCUACGACGAUCUCGAGGACAUCCUCUGGGACGCAGACCCAACUCCAGAGUUGGCCGACGACCUCGCCGAGCAUGCUGUACACAGUCCUGUGUACCAAGAGGAGGAUGCAGUCAAGAACGAGACGAGUGAAUAUUACAGCGACUGGGAAUACUACUCGGAUGACUAUAUGGACGAUGAUCCCACGUUGCUGAGAAAAAAUCCCCAAGGUGGCGCCCCUACAAAACACAACCUCAUCGCUGCCCAGGACUCCAGAAGGGGAAAGAAGAGAAAGUUGAUCGAGACAACUAGCAUCCCUCCUUCAGGAUUGGACGAGGCCAAGCUGUUGACUAUUGGCAUCAAGGGUACGAUUUGGGCCCACUCGACUGGGCGACAGACGCCAGCGUACAAAGAUGGCCAGGAGGAGAAGGUGGCUCUCAUGAAGAAUUGGAAGGAGAUCUUCGCCAUCAAGGACAAUGGCUGGGCCCAAUCCCACACGCAAGCUGAGGCGGACGAGAGUUGGGCAAAUGACAUGAGUCUAGCAGAUAUGGGUCUCAAACAUGUCCAUCGGCAGCCCUCAUCCGAUCACAAAACUCAAGAUGCUGAAGCUGAAGUUGAAGAGGACGAUGAAUAUGCAGAAAGCGUUGCAGGAGGAGACCCCAACGAAGAACUGAAUGAAGAGACAAUGAUUUCGAAGGAAAGGCACGGACCAAAUUCUACCAACCCCGGCCAUGCUGUUGUUGGCAAAGAAGACGACGAAGGGGGCGGAGAAUGCUCUCAGCUCAGCCAGGAUAGUCUCAGGUCGGGAGGCAUGGUGUCACAGUUGGAAGUGUUGAGUGAGGAUGAGGUACCCCGGAAACGUCGCCGAGUCAAGGCAGAUCUCCCAUCCCCACCAGAUUCCAGUAAAACUGUGGUUGCCGACGCGGACGAACCUGAAGACACCACUAAAGCCGCCACACGUCACAACAGCACACCUGUGGUCAAUGGAAUGAGGAUCUCGCGAGUCCAAUUGACAGACAUUCACGAAUCGGGCUCUCGAAAGGAGAACAAAAGAAAGGCAACGGAGGAGCUUGAUGAGGUUGACCAUGCCAAAUCAACGGCCGGCCGAGCAAAGAGGGUAGCUUCAAAGGCCGCACGAAAUCCUCAAGACGUUGCCACCACCACACGCUCUGCUCAUUAA
Messenger RNA from Fonsecaea erecta, 1188 nucleotides. RefSeq lists its product as hypothetical. NCBI's taxonomy places the organism in Eukaryota, Fungi, Ascomycota, Eurotiomycetes, Chaetothyriales, Herpotrichiellaceae. The record is from RefSeq and is a predicted model, not a curated record. The transcript has a single exon. The coding region runs from base 1 to 1188 and encodes 395 amino acids.